Molecule: messenger RNA, 687 nt
Organism: Corticium candelabrum
Lineage: Eukaryota; Metazoa; Porifera; Homoscleromorpha; Homosclerophorida; Plakinidae
Product: histone deacetylase complex subunit SAP18-like
Exons: 4
Coding region: 14-613 (199 amino acids)
Biological process (GO): negative regulation of DNA-templated transcription
Cellular component (GO): nucleus
Molecular function (GO): transcription corepressor activity; transcription factor binding
Source: RefSeq, a predicted model, not a curated record
GUGACAGUAAGUGAUGUCCGAACGUCGUCGUCGCUCGAGAUCUAACUCGCGCUCGCGAGAGAGACCCCGAACGGCUAGAACGGGAGAACGAGAGAACAAAAAUCCCAAAGAUGCAAAAGAGAGGCCCAGAUCGAAGUCGAGGUCACCGGCUCCCCGAAGGGAACUCGCCAUGGCAUCAGUUGCCAUCGAGAAAGAGAACGUUCCAGGCGACAGGAAGGACCAAAUUAAAGUCGAUCGAGAAAAGACGUGUCCGUUGCUGUUGAGAGUGUUCACUUGUCAGGGAAGGCAUCACAGGCCAGAUGAGUUUACAAGGAAUAGUUAUCCUCCAGACGAGCUGCAAGUCUACACGUGGAUGGACGCCACACUUGGUGAACUGAUGACUCUCAUAAAGGAGGUGAAGGCUGAUGCAAGAAGCCGCUUCACAACCUUCUCUUAUGCUACAGUGUUUCCUGACACAAGGCGGGGAGGAUUUCGUGUAAAAGAAAUCGGUACGACAUGCGCAGGAAGGAAAUCGGCAGAGGACAGUGUGACACUGGGUAAUGUGGGCUUUCAAAUUGGUGACUUCAUUGAUGUUGCCAUAGACCCACGACGCGGACCUUUUAGGCGUUACUAGUUGACAGCAAUGACACAGUAUGACAAGUGCUUUGUUGUAUGCGUGUAUGACUAACAUGACACUAAGACUUCUCA